Molecule: messenger RNA, 792 nt
Organism: Vicia faba (fava bean)
Lineage: Eukaryota; Viridiplantae; Streptophyta; Magnoliopsida; Fabales; Fabaceae
Source: the annotation of a GenBank genome assembly
AUGGCAGUUACACAUGCCGACCUUGAACCAAAAAGAAGCAAAACAGAUUUGAGUAGCAAGACAUCAGCUUUUCUUAUGGUUGUCACAAUUCUAUUAGGCUUAUUAUGUUUCAUUUUAUGUCUAAUAGCUGAAGCCACGCGUUCUGAGGUGACAUGGAUGAAUAGAGACGGAAAAGAAAACGGAAAUAAAUCCGAAUGUGUUUACAAUAGUAAUGGCAAAGUUCCUUUGUUAUGUGCUGCUGCUGCUUUUGUUGGAUUAGCAAUUGCUUUGGUUAUGGAGCAUACUUAUAUGUUAAUAGCAGUGAGUAAAUCAUCACCUUCUUUACUUAAUUGGGAUCCUGAUUCUCCUUCUGCUAAAUCCUUAACAUGGUUGGCUGGUUUUUUCUUCAUCACAACUUGGAUUUGCUUUGCGGUCGCGGAGGUUUUACUAUUAGCAGGACUAAGUGUAGAAUCAGGCCAUUUAAAAAACUGGACCAAGCCAAGAACAGGUUGCUACACCAUAAGAGAAGGUUUGUUCUCAGCCGCGGGAGUGUUUGGUUUAACAACAGUUUUCUUAGCUGCUGGUUUAUACCUAACAGCGCUUCGCGCACAAAGAAUCUCUGAAGAGUUAGCAAGUGUUAGAAGAGAGGUUCUAGAAGCUUCUACUUUCUAUGCUUCUCCACCAAGAUCACCUCAAAGGCAUAAUAUCACAACUGUUGCAAGAGAGAAUCCUACAAUAAUAGAGAGUCAAAAUGAUGAUCUAUUGUUAUCAGUAUUUCCAACUCCUUUUAACAAAAGUUAUAACUUUGUAUGA